AUGGAUGCCCAGAGCCUUGCUGUGGAAAUGGCCCCUAUCAUUAUGUGGCAUAAGGGACAGAGACCAGCACUCUACAAACAGUUUUGGAGUCGUCCAUCAAAACUUGAUUCUAAGACAAAUGUUGAUUUUGCCUCCAACUACAAUACAUGGGACAUGCUUGCAGAAGAAGGUGAAAAUACAGACAGAUCUUCCUCUAUUCCUUUGGAUGAUGAAUUGCCAGUCGAUUUAGGUGCUAUUGAAGCCAUACAGUGCUUGAUCCAACAUCACAACGCGAUUUUCACAGAUGCAAAUGAAACUGUUUGGAGAUAA
Molecule: messenger RNA, 309 nt
Organism: Fraxinus pennsylvanica
Lineage: Eukaryota; Viridiplantae; Streptophyta; Magnoliopsida; Lamiales; Oleaceae
Source: the annotation of a GenBank genome assembly